UUGGUCUCGGUCUUGUCAUGGACUCGGACAUUGCGGACUCGGCAUUUUAUUUCAAGACCAGUCGAGACCGCAGCUGUCGAAAUAUCACUAAUUUGCCAGAAUAUUCUCAAAUUUAUUUGUUAACAUCCUUGCUUUUAUUGAGUGCAAAACGUACUGAUUCAAAUCCGAGCAAUAAUGUGACUGAUCCUACCGCUGUCACUCCCGCCCCCUUUUCACUUGCACUCCAAGUAAGAUGUGGUUGUCUGGGAGCGGGAGGAGAUGUCUGCCAAAUCGUCAAUUAUAAAAUUCGGCUAUAUAAAUCAUAAAGAAUAUGUUUGUAAAACAACAUCGAGAAAAAAGCAUACUGCGACAUGUAAAUUCUGCCGUGCUUCGCUAUCAGAGACGGUGGGGACAACGUCCAACUUUUAUCGUCACCUAGAAAGGAAGCACAAAGCAAGGUUCUUGGAGUACAAGUCAAGGCAACAGACUGAUGUCACACAGCCAACGAUAUCAUUUACCCAGAAAGUGCAGCUCUACAGCCCACAAUCGCCAAGGCAACAAGCCAUCAGUGAAGCCAUUGUUCAAGAUUUGAUCAUUGGGUGUUGUCUGCCUAUCUCACUUGUGGAAAAUGGACAUUUUAAACACUUUCUUGAGGUCAUGGAUAGUAAAUACAGACCAAUCUCUAGAGGAACAGUUUCUGAGAGGCGAAUACCAGAGUUGGUAAAGAAGGUCAAGGAAACUGUUUUGGAGAAACUGAAGACCCAGUCGUCUGUGUCAUUAACAACUGACCUCUGGUCUGAUCGCAGGCUACGCUCCUUCCUUGGAGUGACUGCCCAUGUGUGCUACAAAUCAAAGGAUUCCUAUGCACUUGAAUCCUACCUGCUGGACUGUAGGCGUUUUACAGGCAGGCAUACUGGAGAGCAUAUUUCAUCUGCCUUUGAGGAGAUCACAGAGGAAUAUGGGAUUCGUCACAAAAUAAGCUAUAUCAUAACAGACAAAGCCAGCAAUAUGAAAUGUGCUUUUAAAGUACACAUGCCCCAACAGCAAUCUGAUGACAGUGAGAGUGAGGAGGAUAAUCUAGAUAACGAGCACUUGUGGGAGGACAUUAAUUUAGCAGAAGACACAGAAUUACCCUGGUCAUCAGGUGAACGUCUUUCCUGCUUUGCACACUCUCUGCAGUUAGUUGUGAAUGAUGGCAUGAAGGAGGUUAGGACCAUUUCCCGCUCCAUAGCCAAAACAUCACGGUUCACAACUCUAUUACAUAGCAGCUCACAAUUCAAAGACAAGUUUGAGGCUAUGUUUGGCACUAAUAGGACUGUUCCAGCUGCAAGCAUGACUCGUUGGAACAGUACAUUUAAACAAGUACAGGCCCUCAUAGCUCUGGACCACAAAGCCCUGAACGAAAUGUGCACUAAGGAUUAUGAGGAUGUGGUGUUUAGCACCCGUGAGUGGAACCAACUGAAGGAACUGAGUGCAGUUCUUGCUCCAUUUUCUGAGGCAACAGACCUGACAGAAGGAGAGAAAUCAGUUACCAUUAGUAUGGUGGUUCCAACUGUCCUGGACUUGAAUACACACCUCCUCAAGAUGGAGGAGACCCGAAUGCAGUGCCGGCCAUUAGUUGCAGCCCUCAAACAGUCUCUGAUGAAAAGAUUUUCUGGAAUCUUUAUAAAAAUAAACAUGGCCAAAGAGAGCGGAAGAGAGCAACCUUUUAACCACAAUGUGUACUUUUUUGCUACCAUGCUGGAUCCGCAGUUUGGCUUAAGCUGGGUGGACUUAGAUGUUACCAAUGGGGGAAAUGCAGCAUCAGUGAAGAAGUUCAGAGAAGAACUUAAGAAGACUCUGACAGACACAUUGAUCUUUGAGGUGGAGAACAUGAUGGACAGUAAAGAUGAAACGGGCUCAGAAGCCAGGAAUGUGGAUCCAGCCAGUGAUUCACCACCAGCUAAAUGUCCUCGCCUUCUGUCCCGCUACAAGGCCCACAAGAAACGCAGCUCAGUGCAGGAUUCAAGUAUUGUAACACAGAUAAGCAAAUACUUUGAUGCCGUCCGUGACUCUGAUCCUGACAAUGCACUUGUCUUCUGGGCCAAAAACCAUGCCAGAUUUCCACAACUCCACAAUUUGGCAUUGAAGGUGCUAUCAGUCCCUGCCUCCUCUGCACCAGUGGAGAGGGUUUUCAGUAGAGGAGGCAUUAUAAUGAGACCCCAUCGUGCACGUUUAGGUCACAGAAUGUUGCAAUCUCUCAUGUUUUUAAAAUGCAACCAAACUUUACUUUAAAGUGAUUUCUACUGAUUUAACUUUAAAGGUGUGCAACUACUACUUUAUUGCAACCACUGUGCAACUAUAUGGUUAUCCUGUCAUGUCCUGGGCCUGUGGCCCAGUGUUUUGUUCCUUUUUGUGAAAUUCUGUUUUGUUGUAUUUUGUAGUUAUGUUGUCUUAGAUUUCCUUUCAGUUUAGAUCCUCAGUUUGUUAUUGUUUGGGUAUUCUGUUAUUAGUUAUUUGUAUAUUAUUCUGGUUCCCCUUUGUUCUGGUCUUUCCAUGUUUGUAUCUGUUUUGUCCCCGUGUCUUGGCUCUUCUCUGUGUUUAGUUCCCUUCCCAUUGUUUUCUUGUGUGUGUGGUGUUUAGGUUCCCUCUCCCAUAGCUUUAGAGUUUAGUUCUCCCUAUGUUUUCCCUUAGUGUCCCAUCCUUGUCUUGUCUCUGUCUUCCCCGUGUUGUCAGCCUGUGUUCAAGUAGGUGUCUCUUUAGUCAUAUGUUUAGAUUCUGUCUGUGUCAGGUUUCCGUGCGUUAAGCCUGCAUGUCUGUCAUGGUUAGUCACUUGCUGUUUUAUUUUCACAGUCUCGUGUUCCUUGUGCUUUGUGUUCAGUUUUGGCUCCCCUGUGUAAUUAUGUUCAGCUGUGCCCCUCACCCAUUGUUACACUCCUCAUUAGCCCUGGUGUAUUUAUUGUCUGAUUUUGUCUUUGUCAGGUCCUUGUCAGUGUAGCCAUCCAUGUUGGCUUGCCUGCUGUGUGUUUUCAAAACACUGUUUUGGUUUCUAGUUUCAAGUUUUUUCAUAUAGCUGGCCCCUAACCAACCUAGUCUUGUUACAUGUGUACAAUAAA
This is a messenger RNA of Archocentrus centrarchus (flier cichlid), 3074 nucleotides long. Its product is annotated as zinc finger BED domain-containing protein 4-like. The record is from RefSeq and is a predicted model, not a curated record. The transcript has 3 exons. The coding region runs from base 259 to 2253 and encodes 664 amino acids. NCBI's taxonomy places the organism in Eukaryota, Metazoa, Chordata, Actinopteri, Cichliformes, Cichlidae. Gene Ontology annotation, molecular function: DNA binding; protein dimerization activity.